CCUGAGGUUACAUAACAUCAUGAGGAAUAUCCACAUCUCUAUAUGCAUGCUUUUAAUAGCAAUGGUGCACUUAGGGGCAAGUAUACCCUCAGUUUUCAACUAUGGUGAUGCCCUUGAUAAGAGCUUGAUGUUCUUUGAAGCACAAAGGUCUGGUAAAUUACCGUUUCAGCAGAGAGUUAAGUGGCGUGGUGAUUCUGGUCUCAAUGAUGGAUCUCAGCAAGGAGUGUGCUUGGUAGGAGGAUACUAUGAUGCAGGAGAUCAUGUGAAAUUUGGGUUGCCAAUGGCAUUUAGUGUGACAAUGCUUUCAUGGGGAGCCAUUGAGUUCAGGAAGGAGAUCACAGACUUAGAUCAAAUGGCACACACAUUAUGGGCCAUUAAGUGGGGAACUGACUACUUCAUCAAAGCACAUACUCAGCCUAAUGUUCUUUGGGGACAGGUGGGUGAUGGAACUUCUGAUCACUACUGCUGGGAGCGUGCUGAAGACAUGACAACUUCAAGGACUGCCUAUAGAAUUGAUGAAGAACAUCCUGGCUCUGAUCUUGCUGGUGAAACUGCAGCUGCAUUGGCUGCAGCAGCUAUAGCCUUCAUGCCUUACAACUCUUCUUACUCUAGUCUCUUGCUAGUUCAUGCAAAACAGCUCUUCACAUUUGCGGAUAGGUUCAGAGGUCUAUAUGAUGAUUCCAUAUUUGGUGCUCAACAAUUCUAUUCUUCUUCCGGUUACUCAGAUGAACUGUUAUGGGCUGCCACAUGGUUGUAUCAAGCAACUGGCGAUGAAUACUACCUGCAGUAUGUAGUGGACAAUGCUGUGUAUAUGGGUGGAACUGGAUGGGCAGUGAGAGAGUUCUCAUGGGACAACAAAUAUGCUGGCGUGCAGAUCCUUCUAUCUAAGGUAUUACUAGAAGGAAAGGCUGGUUCUUACGCUUCUACACUAAAGCAAUAUCAGGCCAAGGCAGAUUAUUUUGCCUGCGCUUGCUUGCAAAAGAAUGAUGGUUACAAUGUCCAGAAAACCCCAGGUGGCUUGGUAUACGUGCGUGAAUGGAACAACAUGCAGUAUGCUUCAUCUGCUGCAUUUCUUUUAGCUGUUUACUCUAACUAUCUCUACGCGGCGAAAACCCAGCUUGGUUGUCCAGAGGGACAAAUUCAACCUCAGGAGCUCCUAAAUUUUGCAAAAUCACAAGCUGACUAUAUUCUUGGAAAAAACCCCAAGGAUAUGAGCUACUUGGUUGGAUAUGGACCAAACUAUCCUCUUCAUGUUCACCAUAGAGGUGCUUCCAUUGCUUCAAUCUUUGUUCUGCACUCUGAGGUUGGUUGUGUCCAAGGAUUCGAGGCAUGGUAUGGCCGCCCUGAGCCGAAUCCCAAUGUUGUCUUGGGUGGGCUUGUGGGAGGACCUGACAAAAAUGAUGACUUCUCUGAUGACAGAUCCAAUUAUGAACAAACUGAGCCUACAAUUUCAGGUUCUGCUCCUCUUAUAGGCAUCUUUGCUAAACUGCAGAGUUUAUAUGGUAAUACAGGUUCCUACCAAUAUCUUACUGAAACACCAGUACCCCAGCCAAAAACAUCAACUCCAAAUCCACAUAUAACACCAGCACAUACAACAUCAGCAGAAUGGUAUGAUUCUGUUUCAGGGGUCCCAGUAGUAUUCCUUCAUUCAAUCACUAGCUCAUGGACUGUUGGCACAUCAACUUAUUACCGUCACAAGGUGGUAAUAAAGAACACUUCCCAAAAGCCAAUCUCAGAUCUUAAGUUGGUGAUUGAGAAUCUCUCAGGCUCUCUAUGGGGUCUCUCUCCAACAAAAGAGAAGAACACCUAUGAACUACCCCCAUGGCUCAAGGUCUUGAAACCUGGCUCUGAGUGCAUAUUUGUUUAUGUUCAAGGAGGACCCCAGGCCAAAAUCUCUAUUCAGAGCUUCCAAUGA
Gastrolobium bilobum is the source of this 1915-nucleotide messenger RNA. Its product is annotated as endoglucanase 5. Gene Ontology annotation, biological process: carbohydrate metabolic process. The transcript has 11 exons. Bases 20 to 1915 code for a protein of 631 amino acids. The record is from RefSeq and is a predicted model, not a curated record. Gene Ontology annotation, molecular function: hydrolase activity, hydrolyzing O-glycosyl compounds; carbohydrate binding. Lineage: Eukaryota; Viridiplantae; Streptophyta; Magnoliopsida; Fabales; Fabaceae.